This is a messenger RNA of Lolium rigidum, 745 nucleotides long. RefSeq names its product histone H2B.1-like. The coding region runs from base 67 to 531 and encodes 154 amino acids. Gene Ontology annotation, cellular component: nucleosome. Gene Ontology annotation, biological process: nucleosome assembly. Gene Ontology annotation, molecular function: structural constituent of chromatin; protein heterodimerization activity; DNA binding. NCBI's taxonomy places the organism in Eukaryota, Viridiplantae, Streptophyta, Magnoliopsida, Poales, Poaceae. The record is from RefSeq and is a predicted model, not a curated record. The transcript has a single exon.
UUCCCCAAUCCAUCUCCUCGCACACGCAAACCCCAAAUCCAAUCCCCACCACCACCAGCCGCUCCGAUGGCGCCCAAGGCGGAGAAGAAGCCGGCGGCGAAGAAGCCCGCGGAGGAGGAGCCGGCGUCUGAGCCGGCCGCGAAGGCGCCCGCCGCGAAGAAGCCCAAGGCCGGGAAGAGCCUCCCCGCCGGUAAGACCGCGGCCAAGGAGGGCGGCGGCGUGGACAAGAAGUCGAAGAAGAAGAACAAGAAGUCCGUCGAGACGUACAAGAUCUACAUCUUCAAGGUGCUCAAGCAGGUGCACCCUGACAUCGGCAUCUCCUCCAAGGCCAUGUCCAUCAUGAACUCCUUCAUCAACGACAUCUUCGAGAAGCUGGCCGGGGAGUCGGCCAAGCUCGCGCGCUACAACAAGAAGCCCACCAUCACCUCCAGGGAGAUCCAGACCUCCGUCCGCCUCGUCCUCCCCGGGGAGCUCGCCAAGCACGCCGUCUCCGAGGGCACCAAGGCCGUCACCAAGUUCACCUCCGCUUAGGUUAGGUUUGGUUCGCUGCCCCCUCCUGGAGAGUCUCUGUUAUCUGGAACCACUGGUAGUAGUAUUAGUAAUUGUAGUGAUGUAUGGAUGAUGCCUGUAAGAAGUAAAUCCCAGGUGCUGCUUUUGCCUGAUGGAUCUAAAAUACUCUGUUGUGCGGUACGUUUGCAAUGCUGUGCUUAUAUGCCUCAAUUAAUAGUAUGAUGUUCCUAUGCAA